This is a messenger RNA of Aspergillus luchuensis, 1506 nucleotides long. It is a transcript of the gene dot1, whose product is annotated as histone methyltransferase DOT1. The transcript has a single exon. Gene Ontology annotation, biological process: regulation of transcription regulatory region DNA binding; DNA damage checkpoint signaling; DNA repair. The record is from RefSeq and is a predicted model, not a curated record. Lineage: Eukaryota; Fungi; Ascomycota; Eurotiomycetes; Eurotiales; Aspergillaceae. Bases 1 to 1506 code for a protein of 501 amino acids. Gene Ontology annotation, cellular component: nucleus; nucleosome. Gene Ontology annotation, molecular function: histone binding; histone H3K79 methyltransferase activity.
AUGGGAUUUUUCGACCACCUCCAGAAAGGAGGCGCCUUUUCUUUACAACCGAAGAAGCCUCAGAUCCGAAAGGUUGUUCAGACACGAACCGCCCCUGCCUCGCGAUCCACCUCCCAGACCCCAGGCCCCUCCUCCUCUCGAACCCCUCCUGCUCAGCUCAAAGCGCAACAAUCAGCAAGCAGAUCCGUCUCCAGGGACCGUGACCCUCCCUCUGCGAAAAGGCGAUAUGGCACACCAGCGCAGAGUCGGAAGCGCCAAACUCCGGAGUUACGACUUUCGAGCGAUGACGACGCGAGCGACACGGACUCUUCGUUUGAGGUGCGCAAACGGGCUAGGACAGGCGACAGCGCAGAGCCAGACCCGGCUAGGCGCGUACGAUCUUUAAAAGCUUUUUCCGAAGAUAGCAUUCGGUCCCUUCCCAUGAUACAUGCUGCCGACAUUACCUCGCGCCAGAAGUCCGGCAACUUUAAGCCUGCGUUUGGGGCAGCCAAGCCACUACCGGAGCUACUCUUGCAGUAUCCCAGUACUUCAUCCCCGGAGAGAUACGACCUUGUGGUUCCUCGAGACCAUGACGAUUUCAAGCCUAUUGACGACAUUGUUCAAGUCCUCGACAUCGUGUCACAGAAUUAUAUUCCCGACGAAGAGGCAGACGAAUUUAACAAUGAAUCGACCGGAAUAAAACGCAGACUACGACGCGCCCUUGCCCAUUCAUCAGAAGCGGAUUUUCGGAGUAUCGUGGCGGAGUACAAUAGUGCGAUUGUGCGGUUAAGACGUGAUGGCAGUAUCGCGAAGAAACUGGAUUCAACGAGCCGCUUAAACUUACCCCACGUGGAAAGGAUCCUGAAUCAAAUUUACUCGCGCACCGUGUCGCCUCGGGUCGAGUCUCUUCGCCAGUACGAGAACGGAACGGACAACGUGUACGGAGAACUUCUUCCGCGCUUCAUCAGCACGAUAUUCAAGGAGACUGGGCUAAAGUCCGGCCAGGUUUUCGUCGACCUGGGCUCAGGUGUCGGUAACGUUGUCCUACAGGCGGCGCUUGAGAUUGGAUGUGAGAGUUGGGGCUGUGAAAUGAUGAACAAUGCAGCCCACCUGGCGGAGCUGCAGCAGGCCGAGUUUAGGUCGCGAUGUCGGCUAUGGGGCAUCGCGCCCGGGAAGACGCACCUCGUUAAGGGUGAUUUCCUAAAGGAGCAGAGCAUUAUCGACGUUCUGAAACGCGCUGAUGUUAUCUUGAUCAACAAUCAGGCGUUCACCCCGCAAUUGAAUAACGAGCUCAUUAACCACUUCUUGGAUAUGAAGGAGGGGUGUCAAAUCGUAUCCCUUAAAUCCUUUGUGCCCGCAGGACACAAAAUCCAAUCUCGCAAUCUCAAUUCGCCCAUCAACCUAUUGAAGGUCAAGCAGAGGAACUACUGGUCGAACAGUGUGAGCUGGACCGACGUCGGCGGUACCUACUUCAUCGCGACCAAGGACAGCUCCCGUCUGAAAGCUUUCGUAGAUAGCAUGCAAUGA